Messenger RNA from Fusarium pseudograminearum CS3096, 189 nucleotides. RefSeq lists its product as uncharacterized. The transcript is spliced from 3 exons. Bases 1 to 189 code for a protein of 62 amino acids. Lineage: Eukaryota; Fungi; Ascomycota; Sordariomycetes; Hypocreales; Nectriaceae. The record is from RefSeq and is a predicted model, not a curated record.
AUGAACUCGCCCGCAUAUACUGUCCCCGUAGACCGGAAGCGAAACCCCAGCCCAUUCUCUCGGCUUUCGUCCGGAGAGUCUGAGAUCCACAGCUUUAUUUUCAAGCAGGGUUUCAUGCAGCAAGUGCAUCUUUCCAACAAUGAGGAUGGGCGCACGUUUUGGUGGAGUUUCAGACGGCGAUGUGGGUGA